AAGGGAGCGAGCAUUUGGAUAAUUUGGCAUCAGGACGCGACCCGGUGGGGCCUGGGAGUCUCCCAUUGUCCUGCCGUACUCCAGCACCCUCCUUUCUCAUUUUGUAGGUCGCACAACUCUUUAUAUUCGCCCUAAAUGCUCCCGGUGUCUCACAAUUACAGACACCUCAGCUCUCCCCUGCUGCGACUCUCCUACCCACCAUCCUCUCCCACCCCUCUUCUCCUCCUCUUUGUAGCCUCCCCCGCUCUCCCACCUCCCUUCUCCUGCACCCUCCUCAUCGGCCUCCAAGAUAGAUUCCCUCAGGAGUAAGGUUGACCUGCUCAAGCUGCCCCUGGCUCUCACCACUAAGUCCAUCUCCGAGCGCAAGAGCCAGCUGGGAGGAGUCGGCGAGCAGCGCGGCACGGGGGGAGGAGGAGGAGUCGGGGCUCGUAAAGCCCGCUCACCACCGACCCGAGACAUGGACAACGAGUCGCAGUACUCGGGCUACUCAUACAAGUCCUCACACUCCCGAAGCUCCCGCAAGCACAGGGAUCGGAGGGAUCGUCACCGCUCUAAGAGCCGAGACAGUAGCAGUCGUGGAGACAAAUCGGUCACCAUCCAGACUCCUGGAGAGCCGCUGCUGGAUGCAGAGUCGACCCGUGGAGAUGAAAGGGAUGAUAACUGGGGCGAGACCACUACGGUCGUCACCGGCACCUCAGAACACAGCAUCUCCAACGAGGACCUGACCCGCGUCACCAAAGAUUUGGAGGAGUCGACUCCGCUGGAGUGCAAGCGCUUCAUUGGCCCAGCUCUGGGAGGCUGCCUGAGCUUCUUUGCCCUGGUCACGCCUUUAGCCUUCCUCAUCCUCCCGCAGGUCUUGUGGCGUGAUGCCCUUGAGCCCUGUGGCACGCCCUGCGAAGGCCUGUACGUCUCUCUGGCCUUUAAGCUACUCGUCCUGCUAAUCUCCUCCUGGGCGCUGUUCCUCCGCCCUCCUCGUGCCACGCUCCCGCGCUUCUUUGUCUUCCGUUGCCUGCUGAUGGUGCUGGUGUUCCUGUUUGUGGCGUCAUACUGGUUGUUCUACGGCGUGCGGGUGCUGGAGCCCAGGGAGAGGGACUACAGGGGGAUUGUGCAGUACGCUGCCUCGCUGGUGGACGCGCUGCUUUUCAUACAGUACCUGGCUCUGGUGCUGCUGGAAGUGCGACACUUGCAGCCGGCCUUUUGCCUCAAGGUGGUCCGGAGCACAGAUGGAGCCAGCAAGUUCUACAACGUGGGCCACCUCAGUAUCCAGCGGGCAGCUGUCUGGGUGUUGGACCGUUAUUACAGCGACUUCUCUGUCUACAACCCGGCCCUGCUCAACCUGCCCAAGUCCAUCCUGUCAAAGAAGAUGACCGGCUUCAAGGUUUACUCCCUGGAUGAAAACCCCGCCAAUAACUCCACAGGCCAGUCCCGGGCCAUGAUAGCAGCUGCUGCCCGGAGGAGAGACAACUCUCACAAUGAAUUCUACUACGAGGAGGCUGAGAUGGACCGCAGGGUCCGCAAACGCAAGGCUAGGUUGGUCGUGGCGGUGGAAGAGGCCUUCACACACAUCAAACGUCUCCACGAAGAUGAAGUGGCCUCAUCCCCCAAACAUCCGAGGGAGGUAAUGGAUCCUCGGGAGGCAGCUCAAGCCAUCUUCGCCCCGAUGGCCCGAGCCAUGCAGAAAUACCUGAGAACUACCCGGCAGCAGGCCUUCCACAGCAUGGAGAGCAUCCUCACACACCUGCAGUUCUGCAUCACACACAACAUGACGCCUAAGGCCUUCCUGGAGCGUUACCUCACCCCCGGUCCCACCAUGCAAUACCAGCAGCAGAACGGCAGAGGGCGCCAGUGGACUCUAGUGAGCGAGGAGCCGGUGACCUCAGCCCUACGUCAGGGUCUGGUCUUCUCGCUGCGCCGCCUUGACUUUUCCCUGGUGGUCACGGUGACGCCGCUCCCCUUCCUGCGGCUCGGGGAGGAGUUCAUCGACCCAAAGAGCCACAAGUUUGUCAUGAGGCUGCAGUCGGAGACUUCGGUGUGAAGGCAUCUCCACGUUGAUUUUCCUUUAUUCCCACACUGUCCUCUCCUCAUGCUGGCUCCUGCUGGAUCACUGAUGUGGCGGGACAUGUGGAGGCCAUGUGGUCCACUCCCAUCCAAUCAUUUUCUGUCUGUGACAAAGAAGGAGAAUCCUCCUGAUUAAUGAUCAUCACAGAUGCUCUAAUAUCUAACUGUGAUCAGCUCAACGAUUGUUAAACCUGGAAUUAAUGAUGCCUUGACUUUUUCUUUUGC
Molecule: messenger RNA, 2283 nt
Organism: Plectropomus leopardus (leopard coralgrouper)
Lineage: Eukaryota; Metazoa; Chordata; Actinopteri; Perciformes; Serranidae
Product: vang-like protein 2
Biological process (GO): multicellular organism development
Cellular component (GO): membrane
Source: RefSeq, a predicted model, not a curated record